Molecule: messenger RNA, 5866 nt
Organism: Cylas formicarius (sweet potato weevil)
Lineage: Eukaryota; Metazoa; Arthropoda; Insecta; Coleoptera; Brentidae
Gene: Evi5
Product: ecotropic viral integration site 5 ortholog
Exons: 9
Coding region: 892-3546 (884 amino acids)
Source: RefSeq, a predicted model, not a curated record
CACACUUAUUAAUGUAUCCUAUUUUGCUCACUUUUGUUAAAGAUAGACUGUGCUGAAUGCUAAUACUGAAUUCUUCGCUUGAUUUUGAGUAUUUUUUGUCAUUAAGUAGCAUACGAAAUUUUCAGUGGCAUUUGAGAAAACUGAACUUCUUUACACUUUUAAAAGGAUCCAUAUUUAUGUACAGGGUGGUCACAAAUGAUCAACAAAAAAUGUUUUUCCUAAUAAAAAACAAACUCUUUUUUGAUGGAACAGCUUUUAUUGAUUUUGGGAUUGAAUUCAGCGUAUAGGUUUAAAGAUAACCGGCGCUCCAGCUUCCAGUCUCCAGAUUUUGAUGUAUUCUUCUCGUGCAGCGAUUCUUUCAUGGUUUUUUACGUUUUUAUUAGCCUCGAUAUAAAGCCGUCGUGCUUUUCGGAAAAAAUGUAAAAGUGCAUUUUACUCCGAAAAUCCGGUUACUGCCAGGGCACAACGCGACACACUGUAUAUAUAAAAAUACUAUAAAUUAAAUAGAUACUUGGGGUCGAACACUUUUUAUAUUUUUUUCCCCAAGUGUCGUACUUAUUGACAUAACUUAUCUUAAACGAACCACCCUGUAUAUUGUUGUAUUCAUAAUAAAGAUUUCACGGACCGUAUAAAAACAUGAAGUUGGUGAUUUCUCGUCGUAGAGCUUAAAAAUCGACAACUAGAGAGUGACCUUUACUUUAAACAAAUUUAAAAACGUCCUUAUCUUGGGACACACUGUAUAUUGGUAACGGUGAUAAAAAAGGCCUGGAAAGAGGUUAAAAUUUUCAUCUAAAUAAUUUUCUGUGAGUUGGUUUUUUUUGUUAAACGACGUCAAACGUAGAUAAAACGCGGUUCCGGACUAUGUAAGAACCCGAUAAAGGUACCCGCAGCAUGGUUCUGCAGAAAUUCGUGGCGACGAGAUACUGGUAUUCGAGACGGAAUAAAAAACGUAGCGUCGUAGUCGGGGCGUCACUGAGUUGCCUCGCCUCCGGAUACGAUUCCGAUGGGGUCGUGUCAGCGGCCAUGCCGCCCACCGCAGCCAUGAGACUCGAAAGUCCGCCACCCAAUUCGACGACGGUCAUCAGCGAGAACAACAACGGCCUCUUGGGACCCGAACUGGAGCUGCUCGCCAAGCUGGAGGAGGCGAACCGCUUGAUCGAGUCGGACGCCAAGUCCCUCAACUCGUUGAGCGGCGCGUCGGGACACUCGAGAAAGAGCUCGGACACGAGCCAGAUAUCUCUCACAUCGGGUGCCAGUUCGACCAACGAGAGGGGCGAAGAGGGUGCUGAAGAAUUGUGGGCGCGCUGGAGUCAAAUCGUCAACGAUUGGGAGAACAACUGGAAGAAGCAGACGCCUCAAAUCAAGGAACUGGUCCGUAGGGGAAUUCCUUUGCAUUUCAGGGCCAUCGUUUGGCAAUUAUUGUGUUCGGCGGCUGAAGCGCCCGAGAAGAAGCUCUACGCUGAGUACAUCAAGACGAAAUCGCCCUGCGAAAAAGUGAUCAGGCGGGAUAUCGCGCGUACUUAUCCGGAACACGAUUUUUUCAAGGAAAAAGAUGGCCUGGGGCAGGAGUCCCUAUUCAACGUCAUCAAGGCGUAUUCCUUGCACGACAGGGAGGUGGGAUACUGUCAGGGUUCCGGAUUUAUUGUGGGACUCUUACUAAUGCAGAUGCCGGAAGAAGAAGCCUUCGCGGUGGUGGUCAAGAUCAUGCAGGACUACCGGAUGCGCGACAUGUUCAAGCCCAGCAUGGCCGAGUUGGGCGUGUGCAUGUUCCAGCUGGAAAACUUGGUGGCCGAAUACCUACCCGACCUUAACCAACAUUUCCAGUCUCAGAAUUUCCACACCUCCAUGUACGCGUCCAGCUGGUUCCUCACCUUGUUCACGACCGCGCUGAGUCUGCCCCUUGCCUGCCGAAUAAUGGACGUUUUCUUAUCCGAAGGCAUGGAGAUUAUAUUCAAAGUCGCAUUGGCGAUGCUGACGUUGGGCAAGGACGAACUGAUGUCCCUCGACAUGGAAGGAAUGCUGAAGUAUUUCCAGAAGGAGCUCCCCGCGAAAGCGGAAGCCGAUCCCGAAGGACUGCUUCAGCUGGCUUACGGCAUGAAGUACAACCCGAAGAAAAUGAAAAAGCUGGAAAAGGAGUACCACGUGAUCAAGAGUAAAGAACAGGAGGAAAUGACCGAGUUGAAGCGAUUGAGAACGGAAAACAAACAGCUACGUCACAGAUGCGAAAUGCUCGAGGAAGAAAGCAAGGCUCUAGCGGACCGGCUCGUCAGAGGUCAGGUGAGCAGGGCGGAGGAAGAGGAGACCACGUUCGUGGUGCAGAGGGAGCUGGAAGCGCUGAGGCACACUUACUUGGACACGACUCAUCAGCUCGCGUUGGCCAACGAAAAAAUCAAGUCUCUGUCAUUGAUGAUGGAGGAAACGGUAAGCGCGGGGCCUUACGUUAGGUUAAGCCUCACCCAAAGACGGUUGCAGCACACUUCGAGACAGUCUUCCAUAGAGGAGAUCACCCUGAAGCAGGAGCAGUUGCAGCAGCGCGAGGAGAUGAUCGAGUGUCUGCAGGAGGAGCUGGUAAAGGUGAGGUUGCGGGAGGCAGAGAACGACGCGCUGAUCCGCGACCUACGCUCCCGCAUUCACGAAUUGGAAGAGGACAAGAAGACUUUGAGGGAAACCGCGCCGGAUAACAGCGUCGCGCACCUGCAAGAGGAACUGAUCGCGGUGAAACUCAGGGAAGCGGAGGCGAACUUGUCUUUAAAAGAUCUACGUCAGAGGGUGUCGGAGCUGAGCCACCAGUGGCAGCGACACCUGCAGGAACACAGGCAGGAGCCGACCGCGUUGAGCGAGGCGCACAGCACGCCCAAGAAGCUGCUGUUCUGGGAGAACAGACACGGCGAGACCCAAAAGCUGGAAGAGGAACUGAUGACCACGCGUAUCAGGGAGAUGGAAACGCUGACGGAAGUCAAAGAGCUAAGGUUGAAAGUGAUGGAGCUGGAGACGCAGGUGCAAGUGGGCACCAACCAGCUGCGCAGACAGGACGAGGAGAUCAAGAAGCAACGCGAGGCGCUCGAAUCGGCCGAGAUGCGGGAUAGGGAGGCGGCCGCACGUCUGUUGGAAGAGCAGCGACGCUACGCGGAUCUCGAGAGCAAGAUGCAGGACGAGCUGAUGAGGGCGAAGAUCAGCGACGCGGAGAAAACGCAGGCGAUCGCGGAACUGACGCAGAAAAUGAGCCAGCUCGAGUUGAAGAGUCAGGAAAUCGCGACCGAAGGAGAACUGCGCAUCCACUCGGUGGACGAGGGGGACCGAGUCAGGGAGCUCCAGGACAAGGUGGCCGACCUCCAGGCCGAGGUCAUAAGGCUCGAGCGUAGGUCAGCGAUAAGUGGCACUUCUCGCCUGCACUCUGACCGUUCCCUUUCGAUAGACAGCACGGACGACGAUAGCAAAUUCCGAGCGGACGAUCCCUCUUUGAGGUUAAACUUGGCCCCCGAAUCGCCGUCCGGACUACCGGACGCCAUCUUUGCCGAACCGGGACAGAAGGAACCGGCCCGGUGACUGGCUCGAUAGGUUUGAGGACUAAAUAAGACGUAUUAACUCGUUAACGUGCGCAAUAUCUCCGAGUACUUAAUUUUUUUUAACGCUAUUUAUUCGAUGUGGAGCCUACGCAGGGUAGAUCGGUGCGUAACGGCGUACGUUUUCGACUGACUAGGAAAAUGCACAAAUCCCCCCCCCCCCCAUAGGAAGGCGUGUCGUUUAGCGAGAAAGAGAGAGGUAGCCAAUAGGACUCUAUAAUAUUUAUCUGUGGUAAUAGUAGUAUUAAAUCGAAAUUAUGAGAGGGUAAGGUCGGCGUGGUGUGGACUAAAUAGACCCGCCGUGUGUGGGUCUCAGAUAUUCGGUAUAACCCUUUCAGGACGGCACGAUUUUGCCACACAAACAGCUGUCGGCAUAGGACACGCCCUAUGGACGAAUGUCAUAUAUAUACUUCGGUCAUAGAAACGUACUUGUGAAACCCUUUAUAAAAACGCAAAAAGAUAAUUUUUUUAAUCAAAUAACUUUAUUUUAAUUUGAUUAAAAAAAUUAAUAACUUUAUUUUAAUUUAAAAUAUAUUCUUUUUACUAGCAAGCUUUUGAAAAAUAUUAAAAGAUGUAAAUGAACUUAUACAAAAUAUUCUUAAAUCAAAAUUAUAAAAAAAUGACUCAAGUCUUUGUCACAUUCCUUACACAUAAAUCUGACAACCUUUCUUUGUUUUUCCUUUGCUGUUGUGUGUAAGCAUACAACACAUCUUCUAGAGGCGGUUUUUGUCUUUCCAAUUGAGGGAUCUAAUGCGCUUGUUGGCAUUUAAUUUGUAAAUUUGUAAAUUAACGUCCUUAAACAGAAGAACUUAAAAAAAUCGGCAAUAUAUAUGAAUAAUAGCCAAUAAAAUUUUUACAAACCUUUUGAAAAUUCCAUGUAGAAGAUUUUGUUGAAACUUUGCAAGGGGCAAGUCUGUUUCAACAAAAACAUGGUAUAUGCAUUCAACCCACGGAUAUUCAACGCAUGAAAGAAUAAUUUUUUGUACCAUUUUGAGGUCUUCCGCAUACAAUCAAUGCUGCUCAUCAUCGUAUCCGAACGGUCUACUGCUCCCAUUUGUUUAUUAUAGUUAAUCACACAUUCAGGUGGUAUUGUCAAUUUUAUCAAGUGCCAUUUUGCUGUCUUUCCACCUGGCAAACCUGGCAGAUGUCCGAACUUCCCCAGUCUAUUUCGUCUUUUUCUGUUUUUUCCUUUAAAAUCGACAUGCGAGGUCUUUUAGAUCUAACAGUCCCACAAGAAUUUGUUUUUUUUUUCGUGAAGAAGAUAUAAGAUCGGAAUGCUAUAGAAAUUAUCUGUAAACAGGGAGUGAGAAUUUAGAUGCGGUUUCGUAAGCUGAGCUACAAUAUUACCAGUGACUCUUAAUCCUGUAAUGUUUUCUUCUGCAUUAUGUGUGUCCAAUAUAGACUAGUUUCACGGUAAAAAAAAAAAGCUUCGUCUUUAUCAAAUGUAAUUCUCAUUGUUUGAAAAAUGCAAAUUUUUUAGAAUUUAAGUAUCUGUCUCUUUCCAUUUUUGACUAAAGCCUGGAGAGUAUAAGAGAGGAUCUGUUAACCGAUGUUCUUUUAUUUCAAGCCUUCUAUUUCUACUCACGAUCAUGGUCAACCCAAGAAAUGUGAAAAACUUAUCUAAAUCAAUCCAUUUAUUUUCAUUUUUCUGUAUAGCAUAUCUGUUGGUUUCGAAAAUUAUGAAAGGAACUGUAUCUUCAGUGAAAAGAUUCUUCUUCAGAUGAGUCUUCUAUCAAUGUCAUGUCCUUUACUCACACUCUCACUCUGACGACUGUCAUCAAAUUCACGCAACUUAGACACAAAGUUCUUUUUUUGUCCAUAUAUCGGAUAAUGGCCGAUAUAUAUGGUGCUAGUCCAUAUGAGAAAUUUUCCAGUCAUGAUAUAUCAGUGAGUCAGACUUACGGUCAGGCGUCUGUGACGCAAUUUUCGCACUGUCCACCGUCUUGGAGGGGUUAAGUGUUGUUAGCGUGAGAUCCUCCACCACAUGCACCCCUUAAAUGUAUUUUAAAAUUGUGAUUUUUUAUAAUUAGUUUUUUUUUAUAAAUUGGUGCUUUCGACUCUUUAACAUUCCAUUUUUUUGCUUAAUUUGCUGACGAAAAUAUUAUUUCCGAAAACUUUUAGAGGCAAUACUCAAACGCUAGUGUUUCAAUCAUUAUUAUUAUUUUUUUGUUAUAUUUGAUAUUUAUUUUUUAAAAAGAGAGGAAACUUGGCUUCCUAGGACUAUUAACAAUUUUAUAGACUAAUUUGUUAAUAUAUUGAUUGAUGUAUUUUUUUUUAUAAAUUAAUAAAAUGUUUGUACAACG